GGCAACAGUUCGGACAGCAGACCCGAUUGUCUGACGCACCGACCACAUCUCUCCCGCCGGCUUCAUUGAAUUUACCGGAACUGACCUUGCUUUGAGCUUACAAAGCUGACUUUACAUAAGAAGAACACUUCUCGCUCCUCUUGCAGUUGAAUGGAAAUAAAAGAGAUUCUGUGACCUUGGAAGAUGAAGAUGUUGUUGCCAUGGGAACUCUUAAUCCUGCUGUCACUCAAGAGCUGCCUAGCAGAGAGAAUUAUUCGACAUGGCCCAGUAUUCACCCAAGAGCCCAGUGACAGCGUGUUCCCUUUAAGUGCUGAGGACAACAAGAUAUUUAUCAACUGCAAAGCCAAGGGAAGUCCAGCACCUCAUUACAAGUGGAAAUUCAACGGGGAAAACCUUGAUAUGGAUUUCAAUUACAGUCUUGUUGAGGGAAACCUAUUGAUCAAUAAACCACAGGCAACUAAACAUGGAGGUGUUUACCAAUGCAUCGUCACUAAUGCUUUUGGAACCAUCCUCAGCCGAGAGGCAAAAGUGGAGUUUGCAUACCUGCAGAAUUUCAGCAGCAAGGUCAGGAGUCCAGUGCUAGUGAGGGAGGGACAGGCUGUUGUCCUCCUGUGUGGUCCACCACCCCAUUUUGGAGAAAUCAGAUACUCCUGGAUAUUUAAUGGCCGCCCCAGCAUAGUUGUUGGAGAUAACCGUCGUUUCGUGUCUCAGAGGACUGGAAACUUGUAUAUUGCUAAGGUUGAGACGUCAGAUGUGGGCAACUACACAUGUGUGGUGAAGAAUAGGAUGACUAACACAACCGUCUACAGCUCCCCGACUCCAGUAGUGCUACGGCAGGAUGCUGUAAUGGGGGAAUAUGAGCCGAAGAUUGAAGUCCAGUUUGAAAAAACCCUCCACGUUGCCAAAGGAUCCUCAGUUAGACUGGAGUGCUUCGCUUUAGGAAAUCCAGUGCCUACUAUCUCCUGGAAGAGGGCAGAUGGAAGCCCUUUCCCUGGAAAGAUGAAGAUAAAUCAUUCCAAUGGGGUCCUGGAGAUCCCAUAUUUCCGUCCAGAGGAUGCCGGGCUUUAUGAGUGUGUGGCUGAAAACUCCAAAGGACGUAGUGUUGCAAAAGGACGUCUUGAAUUUCAAAAUGUCGAACACCUGCAGUGGUCACAGACUCUGUUUGAUGCAAACAUGGCUAUUGAGGCUGAUCUUAAAUGGGAGUGUAAAGCGAUUGGAAAACCUCAACCUGUUUACAGAUGGCUUAAGAAUGGACAGCCAUUGGUAUCCGAGGACAGAAUUCAUGUUGAUGGUGGCAGGCUAACCAUCUCCAACAUAAACCUGAUAGACUCCGGCAUGUAUCAGUGUUUGGCAGAGAAUGAGAAUGGAGACAUAUAUGCCAGCGCAGAGCUCAAAGUUGUAGCCUCUCCUCCAGACUUCUCCAAGAACCCAUUGAGGAAGACCACGCUGAUCCAGAGAGGCGGGGAGGCUAUCAUUGAAUGUCGGCCGCACGCUUCUCCCAGAGCAUCUUACUUUUGGAGGAAAGGCAACGAGUUUCUGAAAGACAGCAAGAGAUGUACCAUUUUAGAAGACGGCACCCUCAGGAUCACCAAUGUUACCAAAUCGGAUGCAGGCAGAUACAUUUGUGUGGCCAGAAACCCCUUCGGCACAUCCAGCAGUAGCGGCACAUUAGUGGUCAAAGAACCAACCAAGAUCACAAUCCCUCCACUAAGUAUGGAUGCCACAGUAGGUGAGAGCAUUGUCCUGCCAUGUGAAGUAUCUAAAGACUCCACUCUACACCCCACCUUCAAGUGGUUCUUCAAUGGGAAACUCAUCGAUUUCAGUAGACAUGACCAUUUUGGAAUGAUUGGAGGGGGGUCAUCUGGGGAUCUUAUGAUCAGAAACAUACAGCUGAAGCACUCUGGAAAGUAUGUCUGCAUGGUGCAUACACCAGUGGACAGUGUGUCCGCGGCAGCAGACCUAAUUGUCAGAGGGCCCCCUGGAGCACCGGUGGGUGUGUUGGUGGGGGACGUCACAGAUAGGACCGCUCAACUCUCAUGGGGCCCGGGGCCAGACAACUACAGUCCCGUUACCCUCUACAUUGUGCAAGCCAGGACGCCAUUCUCUAUUGGUUGGCAAGCAGUCAAAACUGUUCCUGAUUCUGUGCCUGGACAGAUGAUUCAUGCAACAGCAGUGGAUCUGAAUCCGUGGGUAGAUUAUGAAUUUAGAGUUGUGGCUAUCAACAGCGUGGGGGUGGGGGAGCCUAGUGUGCCAUCCAAACCCAUUCGCACCAAAGCUGCAGAUCCUGAGGUUACUCCAGCUAACGUAAGUGGAGGCGGCGGCGGCCGAGGCGAACUCGUGAUUGUUUGGGAGCCUGUGCCAGAAGAGAUGCAAAAUGGUGACAAAUUUGGAUAUGUCGUGGCAUUUCGACCGCUUGGCAGCUCGACAUGGAAACAGAGCGUGUUGGCCUCAGCCGAUGCAUCGCGAUAUGUUUUUAAAAAUGACAGUUUUCCGGCACUCACUCAGUUUGAAGUCAAAGUUGGCGUCUACAACAACAUCGGAGAGGGACCGUUUAGCCCUGUGGUCAUUGUGCAUUCAGCAGAUGAAGAACCUUCAGUAGCUCCUUCAAGGGUAUGGACUCGCACUCUAUCAGCAUCUGAGAUCGAGGUGUUCUGGGAACCUGUCCACCAAACCAGCAGUAAAGGAAGGAUAACAGGCUAUGAGGUGCAGUGGUUGGAGGAUGGGUCACCAGAAAGUAAUGCAGAGAGAGUGAGAGUUACAGAAAGCUCAGUCAAUAUCACCGGUCUGAAGGGAAGCACACUAUAUCUGGUGUCAGUCAGAGCACACAACAGCGCGGGAACCGGACCCUCCAGUACCCCCAUCAGCAACACCACAAAGAAACCGCCUCCAAGUCAACCUCCAGGGAACAUUGAGUGGAACCUGACAAACUCAAAGGUCUUUCUGAACUGGGAACAUGUGAAGGCAAUGGAAAAUGAAUCAGAAGUAACCGGCUACAAGGUUGUGUACCGUCAGAACUGGCACAGGGGAAGCAGCAUAGUGGAGACCAACAGGACGUCCGUGGAGCUUCAGUUGCCAUCAGGAGAAGACUUGCUUGUUCAGAUUAAAACCCUGAGUGAUGGAGGAGACGGCAGCAGCAGCAGCCCUAUACGUAUACCAAAGAUGUCAAGCCUGAACUCAAAAGGAUACUUUAGUUCUGAUGCAAACAAGAUGGUCCAUGUUCAUGGAGUAAUUUUUGUGAUCAUGUCAUGGUUGUUUUUGUAG
This is a messenger RNA of Xyrauchen texanus (razorback sucker), 3261 nucleotides long. RefSeq names its product contactin-4-like. Bases 184 to 3261 code for a protein of 1025 amino acids. Gene Ontology annotation, cellular component: axon; plasma membrane. Gene Ontology annotation, biological process: axon guidance; cell-cell adhesion. Lineage: Eukaryota; Metazoa; Chordata; Actinopteri; Cypriniformes; Catostomidae. The transcript is spliced from 23 exons. The record is from RefSeq and is a predicted model, not a curated record. Gene Ontology annotation, molecular function: protein binding.